AUGGAAGCCGUUUCCAGAACGCCAGUCGUGCGUGUUAGUGGCCAAACCCUCGACUUCCUGAGGGGCUUAUUCUGUGGUCGAAGCCUCGACGUCCGGAGGGGCUCAGUCUUUCGCACGACUGGACAAGUGACAAUUGUGUCGACUCGUGACAUUCAACGACUUAGGACUCAGGGCAGGACCACCCGAUUUGUACAAGCUCCAAAAACAUCUGUUGCUGGAUGUACCCAAAGCGAAAAAGAACGUUAUUGA
This is a messenger RNA of Arctia plantaginis, 249 nucleotides long. NCBI's taxonomy places the organism in Eukaryota, Metazoa, Arthropoda, Insecta, Lepidoptera, Erebidae. The record is from the annotation of a GenBank genome assembly.